Molecule: messenger RNA, 1287 nt
Organism: Colletotrichum chrysophilum
Lineage: Eukaryota; Fungi; Ascomycota; Sordariomycetes; Glomerellales; Glomerellaceae
Exons: 3
Coding region: 1-1287 (428 amino acids)
Biological process (GO): protein geranylgeranylation
Cellular component (GO): CAAX-protein geranylgeranyltransferase complex
Molecular function (GO): CAAX-protein geranylgeranyltransferase activity
Source: RefSeq, a predicted model, not a curated record
AUGGCAGCCGACUCCGCGAUCCCGCUCGAAAAAGAGCGCCACAUCAAAUACUGGCAACGCUGCCACAAGACCUUCCUCCCGCAUCAGUACACCAGCUCCGACAGCACCCGCCUCGCCCUGAUCUUCUUCAUCCUCGCCGCCCUCGACAUCCUCUCCCCGUCCUCCUCCGACAGACACCUCCUCACCGCAGAGGACCGCGCCGCCGCGCGCAACUUCGUGCUGGGCCUGCAGCACCCCGCCGGCGGCUUCUGCGGCUCCCCGACGCACGCCCUGCCCAAGGACGUCUGCGCCGGCUGGGACUUUGAAAAGGGCGCCCCGAAGCCGCGGCACGCGAGCUCUGCGAACAUCGCCGCGACGUACUUUGCGCUGCUGAUCUUCGCCAUCGUCGCGGAUGGGCAGGAGGGCGCGAAGAGCGCGUACGCCGGCGUCGACAGGGUCAAGACGCUGCGGUGGCUGCGGAGGCUGCAGAGAGCUGAUGGCAGCUUUGGGGAGCUCGUGCUGGAUGACGGGCGGAUCGAGGGCGGGAGGGAUAUGCGACUUUGCUAUCUUGCGGCGGCAACGCGGUGGAUGUUGAGGGGAGAUAUGAAGGAGGGGGACGUGGAUUGGGUCGAGGACAUUGACGUCGACGCGAUGGUCGGGCAUAUUCGACGCAGCCAGACGUACGACGGCGGGCUUGCCGAGAGCUCACAGCUCGAAUCGCACGCUGGAUACGCUUACUGCGCCGUGAGCGCGCUCUACCUCCUCGACCGCCCCCCGUCGCAGGGAGCCACCCCGCACCGGAGUGUGACCGUCGAGAAGGGCCUCGCUGACGUGGAGCUGCUGGUCAAGUUCCUCGUCUACCGCCAGUUUGACUACUUUGAAAAGGAGGAAGAUGAGGAGGAUGAUCCCAACUUUGUCCUGCCCGACACGCUGGGACAGCUUACGCUGGACGAGAACACUCGGUUCGUGGGCUUCAACGGACGGUGUAACAAGGUCGCGGAUACGUGUUACUGCUGGUGGGUUGGAGGAACACUGCAGAUGUUGGGCCACGUUGAUCUCAUCGACGAGGUCCCCUCGCGCCGCUUCCUCAUGAGCAAGACACAACAUCUGAUCGGUGGAUUUUCAAAGUACCCAGGAGGGCCACCUGAUAUCUACCAUGGAUACCUAGGUCUGGCCGCGCUGGCGACCAUGGGAGACUCUACACUCAAACCCUUUGAUGCGUCAUUAUGCGCAACCAAUGAGACGGUUGAGAAGAUCGUAGUUGCUAGGCAAGGCCUGGAUGAGGCUGCCAAGGCAAGAACAGCGUAG